Alternaria burnsii is the source of this 3054-nucleotide messenger RNA. Its product is annotated as potassium channel. The transcript is spliced from 4 exons. NCBI's taxonomy places the organism in Eukaryota, Fungi, Ascomycota, Dothideomycetes, Pleosporales, Pleosporaceae. The annotation marks the transcript as partial. Gene Ontology annotation, biological process: potassium ion transmembrane transport. Gene Ontology annotation, cellular component: mitochondrion; membrane. Gene Ontology annotation, molecular function: potassium channel activity; electron transfer activity; flavin adenine dinucleotide binding. The record is from RefSeq and is a predicted model, not a curated record.
AUGUUCGCUGCCGCACGUCAGUCCGCCCUCCGCACAGCGCGAACACAGCUUCGGCAGUCGCAACCCACCGUCGUACCCCAAUACUCGGCCUUCGCACGCUUCGCGUCAACAUUCGCCAUUCUCGAGCAAAAGGAGGGAAAGAUUGUAUCACAGUCAUUGGCUGCCAUCACGGCAGGAACAAAACUCGGAGGCUCAAUAACAGCCUUCGUCGCUGGAAGUGGGGUCAAGUCGGCCGCAGAUGAGGCAGCCAAGUCAAAGGGUGUAGAGAAGGUCAUCUACGUUGAGAAUGGAGCAUAUGAUAGGUGUCUUCCUGAGAACUAUGCGCCACUCCUGGUUGAAAACAUCAAGAAGGGUGGAUACACACACGUCGUUGCCGGUCACUCAGCAUUUGGAAAGAACAUAAUGCCCCGUGUCUCGGCGCUGUUGGAUACACAGCAAAUAUCAGACAUUACCGACAUUGAGGGGGAAGACACAUUUGUCCGCCCAAUCUACGCUGGUAACGCCAUCAUGACAGUUCAAUCGUCGGAUAGCACCAAGGUUAUCACCGUCCGAGGCACCGCAUUCCCUGCGCCCGAGACCGAAGGUGGAAACGCAACAGUGGAGGAGGGCAUUGACCCCAAGGCCGAAUGCUCGACAGAGUGGAUAUCCGAAGACCUCCAGAAGUCCGACCGUCCAGACCUUGGCUCGGCAGAGAAAGUUGUCUCGGGAGGUCGUGGUCUGAAGUCCAAGGAGGAGUUCGACAAGCUCAUGCCACCGCUAGCAGAUGCGCUCGGUGCGGCUAUCGGUGCAUCAAGAGCAGCAGUCGACAGUGGCUUUGCGGACAACAGUUUACAAGUAGGCCAGACUGGAAAGAACGUUGCGCCACAAUUAUACCUGUGUGCUGGUAUCUCCGGUGCUAUUCAACACCUGGCAGGCAUGAAGGACAGCAAGGUCAUUGCAGCCAUCAAUAAGGAUGCCGAGGCACCCAUCUUUCAGGUCGCAGACGUCGGUCUCGUUGGAGAUCUUUUCGAAAAGGUCCCAGAGUUGACUGAGAAGCUCAAGUCGCACAAUCGGAGAAGAUGGUGGAACGUGUGGAAGAAAUGGGAAGGGCAGGAUAGUGACUGGUGGUUUGCCAGCACCGGGAUUCCUUUGCUCGCUGCAACUCUCGGUCCACUGGCAAAUGUAAGCUCGAUAGCUGCCCUCGUCACCCCCUGGAGGCAGCAAAACAUCAUCGAUGGCGUCCGAGUCUCAGACUUCGAAGGUGUACCUUUUGGCGACCCGAGAUGGUGCUACUGGAUUAACGUAGCUUCACUCAUCUGCGGUUUUCUUGGAAACCUCUUCCUUCUCCUCAACUUCACACAGAGGAUCCGCUACACUAUUGCUUUACCUGUUACAGUCGUUCUAUGGUAUCUUUCAUCCGCGUUUCUGAUAGCAAUAACGAUAUGCAUGAACACUUACCAACCACCCAUUCGACCAGAACAAGGGUAUACGCAAGGAUUUUGGUAUGCGAUCGCGGCUGCAGCAUUUUACACCAUCUGUUCCAUGAUUCUCAUGGUCAACAUGCUUGGUUUCUUUCUGGGUCACUAUCCAGAGAACUUCGCAUUGAGCGACAGUCAGAGGACGCUCAUAUUACAGACUAUGGCCUUCUUCAUCUGGCUAGGUGGCGGCGCAGCAAUCUUUGCGAAACUUGAGCAAGAUGCUGGCGAAGACAGUUGGAGGUUCGCCGAUGCUCUUUACUUUUGCGACGCAACUAUUCUAACUGUUGGAUUCGGCGACCUAGUACCCACGACGGACGUCACUAGGGGUAUUGUAUUUCCGUACUCUGUAGGCGGUACAAUAACGCUAGCUCUCAUCGUCUCAUCGCUUUACACAGCGGUGCGCGAGCUUGGGGACGAGAAAAUCGUCCAGAAGCAUGUUGAUCGCAUGCGCGAGCGUGUCGCAGAACGUACAGUUACCAAUUCGUUUGAUCUUCGACAUCGCGAGCGCGAAGCUCACCACCUGAUCCGGAAACGUAAACUUGGCUUUCCACGGAUAUCAGCACCUACUGAGCCACGGCCUCUCAGGACGCUUGUAGGCGAAUCAGUCCAGCGUACAUCAACUAUUCCCCGUGUCGCUCAUGCUUUUGGUAUAGCCUCCUCUAAACCGAAGAUCAUGCUGUUGAAAGAAGAGAAGGAUCGCUUUGAAGCUAUGCGCAAAAUUCAGGCCGAUUCACAGAAGUUCAAGCGUUGGAUGGCAUUAUUCUGGUCCGUCACUACAUUUUCAAUUCUCUGGUGUGUUGGCGCGGUCGUCUUCUGGGUGACCGAAGAGGAAACGCUGAACUUGACGUACUUCCAGUCACUCUAUUUCUGCUAUGUCAGUCUGUUGACUAUUGGUUAUGGAGACUUGGCACCGAGAUCCAAUUCAGGGCGCUGCUUCUUCGUCAUCUGGAGCUUGAUAGCCGUGCCGACCAUGACCAUUUUGGUUUCGGAUCUAGGGGAUACGGUUGUUGCCAAUUUUAAGAGGUGGAGCGACGAACUCGCUGACUUUACGGUACUACCUAAAGCAGGUAUCUGGCGUUCCUUCCUGAACAAGCAUCCCUGGCUGCUGCGAUGGCUGCAGCAGUGGACAGAGUACCGAGCGAGCAAGAAGAGGCUGAUCAGGGGCUUCAGCAUCGCAGAUCCAAGAUCAGAGGACAGUUCCGCAACCUCCUCUGACCUCCAGAACCGAGAAGAUAUUCUGAAUGACCCCGAACAUCGCGAAGAAGCCACCGACUUAGAAUUGACUCGCCACCCUACUGUUCUUGCUCUCGCCAAUGAAGCCGAGACUGACAUUACAAACCCCCCCACCCGGGCCUCUCUUACUCGUCGUCUCGCCCUUUCCAUCCAAAAAGUUUCUCUCGAUCUGAAAACCGAUGGAAAACGCUAUACGUAUGAGGAGUGGGUUGAGUUCACGCGACUUAUUCGCUUGACCAGUCCAGAGCGCCUGGACCGUGAUCUUGGAAGCGGUGCAACGACGUUUGAUGAAGAGAACGAAGAAGGUCUAGUUAACUGGGAUUGGAUUGGAAAUGAUAGUCCCAUGGUAUCUGGGAUCAGUGAA